Molecule: messenger RNA, 354 nt
Organism: Symbiodinium necroappetens
Lineage: Eukaryota; Dinophyceae; Suessiales; Symbiodiniaceae
Source: the annotation of a GenBank genome assembly
AUGGGUGCGGAACGUUUGGACAAGCAGGUCCUCCUGUACCGUUGGCCAAGCCUCUGCGAGGGGUGGGCUCUGGGGUUGGCAAACUUCGUGUCAGUGCGGCUGCUCUCCAUCAGCGAGGAUGGUUUGGUGCUGCAGCGGCUGGUCGAUGCAUGCAAAGCUCGCAAGCUUCGUGUGCUGAUCGUAAGUGGGGGCAAGGACCCGCUGCAGCUCCUUGCAGAUCCGAAGGGCAUACAUGGGCUGAUGUCGUCCUUUCUUGCCCUUGGGCGAAGAGCUUCGUCUGGACUGUCGCUUCAAGUAGGACCGGGUGGUUCCGCUUGGGAACAGCACACGCUUGUCCGAGCUGCUGGGAUGUAA